AUGCUCAUCCUCCUGAUUUCGUGCCCCUGCGCGCUGGUUAUCUCGACGCCGGUGACGAUUGCCGCCGCCAUCACGUCCGCGGCGCGGCAGGGGGUGCUGAUCAAGGGCGGCGCCCACCUGGAAGGGCUGGCGCGCCUGCGCGCCGUCGCGCUGGACAAGACCGGUGUCGUCACCAGGGGCGAGCCGGACGUCCGCGAGGUGCGCCCGGUCGGUGGCCGGGGCGAAUCCGAGGUGCUGGCGCGGCUGCUGGCCGUCGAGAUGCGCAGCGAGCAUCCGCUCUCCCGCGCCAUCGUCCGCUAUGCCCGCGCGAGCGGCGUCGAGCCGCCCGCGGUGACCGACUUCCAGGCCGUCGAGGGGCGCGGCGCCGAGGCGGUGGUGGACGGCCAAGGCUUUCUGGGUCGGCAGCACGCGCGUCCGGGCGAGACCGUCGUCGUCUGCGGCGCAGGCGACGACGUCUGGGCGCUCAUCGCCAUCACCGACCAGAUCCGCACCGAGGCGCCGGAGAGCGUGUUGCGGCUGCACGCCCUCGGGCUGCGGUCCGCCCUGCUCACCGGUGACAACACCGAGACCGCCAACAACGUCGCCGGGCGUGUAGGUGUAUCCGAUGUCCGGGCGGAGCUGCUGCCGGAGGACAAGGCGGAAGCCGUCCGCGAGCUGUCCGCGCGCUACGGCUCGAUCGGCAUGGUCGGCGACGGCAUCAACGACAGCCAGGCGCUGCUGGCCGCGUCGGUCGGCAUCGCCCUCGGCGGCAACGCUACGGAUGUCGCCGUCGAAUCGGCGGACGUCGUGCUGCUGCGGGCCGACAUGCGGAAGAUUCCGUUCCUGGUGGGCCACGCCCGGCGGGCCAGGUCCCUCAUCAUCGAGAACGUCACCCUGGCGCUCGGCUCGAAGGCGCUCUUCCUGGCCUUCAUGUUCUUCGGCGCGGCGACGCUCUGGAUGGCGGUGGCGGCCGAUAUGGGCGCCACGCUGGUGGUCACCUUCAACGGCCUGCGGAUGCUCCGCCGCCCACGCGAGCCGGGAGGCCUCCCGGCGACCUGGCGCUGGAAGGCGCCUGAGCCUCAGGGAGUGACGGUGACCGCUACGUCGGCCACCGUGGCCAGGGCGCCGUCAUGCGCGAUGGCGCGCAGCACGUAG
Molecule: messenger RNA, 1134 nt
Organism: Geodia barretti
Lineage: Eukaryota; Metazoa; Porifera; Demospongiae; Tetractinellida; Geodiidae
Source: the annotation of a GenBank genome assembly